AUGAAAUGGGUGGAGAAGUUAUUCUAUAGAAUCCCAAUUUUUGUGUUACGCGAUGAUGUGAAGUACGAUUCAUUCGUUAUAAGCAGUGACAAAGAUCUGCAAGUUCUGUUCCAUUGUCGUCUUCAGUUUUUCGAGGUGAGGACCCCAGAGCUGUUAGUGAAGCUUGUGGAUGUGUUAUCUAGUUUUGGAGAUUCAAACCAGAAUCCUCAAUCUUCAGCACAUCCAGCAUGCUCUAGUUCCAUGCCUGUUGGUGCCUCCUUAGUUGUGCCGGUGAUUAUACCUGAGGCUGUUUUAGUUGCUUCUCCAUCCUUUGCAGCUAAUCUGAACCGCAGUGGUGAUGCAGGAGUUGGUGCGACUGGACAAUUGGGGGAGGUUGCGAUUGCGAUGCCCAGUACUCCUGUUAUGGUCCCUAUUUUCGGAGAGGAUGGAGUACCGGAUGGGAUUGAGGAUGCACUGCAUGAUGAUGAUGAUGAUGUGGAGUCUGCCACAGUAGCUGAUGAUAGUGACGAUGACAUACCACAUACCACUCCAGUUGAUAAAGAGGAGAUCAUGUUAAGUGUAAAGACUUAUAGCAUCCGCCGUGGGGUUGAAUACAAGGUGUUGGAGUCCGACCAUCGCAAGUACUAUGGCAAGUGGAAGGAGUUCGGCAACGAUUGCACAUGGCUCAUUCGGGUUAGCCUCCGCCAGCACAGAGCUGAUGCUGCUGUCUCGAUCAAGAUUACGAUGUCAGGUAGUGUCACGGUUUUGAGGAUGAAUCCUGUGCAGUUUGGUGGGCAAGUGGAUGAGUCUUCAGCUUAUUUCCAUCGACUUUUUUGUACAUUCCUACCGUAUAUCAAGGCCUUAUGUCAUUGCAAGCCGUUGGUUGAUGACCACGAAUUCACUCCCCAUAAAAAAUGA
This is a messenger RNA of Arachis duranensis, 897 nucleotides long. RefSeq lists its product as uncharacterized. Lineage: Eukaryota; Viridiplantae; Streptophyta; Magnoliopsida; Fabales; Fabaceae. Bases 1 to 897 code for a protein of 298 amino acids. The transcript is spliced from 4 exons. The record is from RefSeq and is a predicted model, not a curated record.